Messenger RNA from Pediculus humanus corporis (human body louse), 1617 nucleotides. Its product is annotated as paramyosin, putative. The coding region runs from base 1 to 1617 and encodes 538 amino acids. Gene Ontology annotation, biological process: Golgi to plasma membrane transport. The record is from RefSeq and is a predicted model, not a curated record. The transcript has 8 exons. NCBI's taxonomy places the organism in Eukaryota, Metazoa, Arthropoda, Insecta, Psocodea, Pediculidae.
AUGUUAAAAUUACAACUUUAUGACAUUAGAGAAGAUGAAGAACAAAAUGUUAAAUAUAAUGAAAUAAUUGAUUUAUUAUUAGCUGCGGGAUAUUUCAGAGCCAGAAUAAAAGGAUUAUCGGCUUUUGAUAAAGUAGUCGGAGGCAUGAUUUGGAGUAUGGAUAGCUGUAAUUUUGAUGUAAAUGUCGACUUAUUGUUUCAAGAAAAUUCAACAAUCGGACAAAAAAUAGCUUUAACAGAGAAAAUUGUGACUGUGCUUCCGAAAAUGGAGUGCCCUUUUAGAAUUGAACCUCAUCAAAUACAAGGAUUAGAUUUUGUACAUAUUUUUCCAGUUAUUCAAUGGCUAAUUAAAAGAUCUGUAAAAGUUAGAGAAGAGAGAAAGGAUUUUAUUAGAUAUCAUGCCAUUUUAAAAUAUGAAAAUCAAAUAUGUUCAAAAAAAAUUAUCUCACCCAUGGUUACUUCUAAUUUAUUAAAAUUAGAGGAUUCUUACAGAAGAAAAAGACUUUUUAAGAAAUUGAAUAAAACAUCUGAAAAUGAGGAAAUUGAAGUUGAAAACACUCUUUUGGAAUAUGGUUUUCCUCAUAAUCCUUUUAAUGAUGACUCACAAUCACAAAUGAGUGUUUUUUCAAAAACUCAAGAAUUUAAUGAUGCAUUUCCGACUAAAAUUGUUGGUAAUAUAGUAACAUCCCAGAUUCAAAAAAUAGCUCAAGUUUCAGAAAAAUAUUCAAAACUUCAAGGAGAUAUUGAAAGUUCUGAAGUGUCAAUUGAAGAAAAACACAAAGACAUGAUGAUUAAAAGGAAAAAUAGUUUAUUGGAAGAAAAGAAAUUAUUGGAAAAGGAAAUCGAAAAUAGUAUGGCUGAAUCUGAAAAAGUAAAACAGGAUUUAAACAAAUUUGACUCUGUGCUACAAAAUCUAGAUGAAAAACAAUCCAGAAUGUAUAGUAAACUCGAAAGUUUAAUCGUUUUGGAAGACAGUCUUAAAAAGCAAGAACAGACUUUUAAGGAUUACUGUAGGAAAGAGCUUGAAGAUUUACAAAAUAUGAUCAAAGAAGCAAAUAGUCAUAAUCGAAUGGAAGAAAAUAGUCUUGCUGAUAAAAAAUGUGAAGAUGAAAGGGAAAAAGUUUUAGCAUUAAAAUUACAAUUAGCCAAAAAAAAUAGAUCUAUUGCAUUUUUACAAAGACAAUUAGAUGAAGUUCCUGGUAGAGGAGAAUUAGCUCAAUAUCAAAGGAGAUUUUUAGAAUUAUAUAAUGAAGUGGCUCAAAAACAUCAAGAAACAAAACAGUUUUAUACAAUGUACAACACUCUCGAUGACACCAAAUUGUAUUUGAGUAAAGAAUUAUCAUUAUUGAAUUCAGUUCUCGAUAAUUAUUCAGAUGCAAUGUCAAAUUCAAUAGACAAAGAAGAUUUUAUGCAACAAUUCGAAUCCAUUGUAGCUGCAAUUAAACAAAAUAAAUUGAAAGUUGAAAAACGUAGAGCCGAGGAAAGAAGUCAUCGCGACAAAUUAAGUCAGCAAUUAUUAGAUUUAGUAGAAUUACAGCGAAAUUAUGUAAAUGUAGUUAAACAAUUACGAAUUGAAUGUAAAAAAAAUGAGGAAUUAUUAGCGAAGUUUAGAAAAUAA